Molecule: messenger RNA, 932 nt
Organism: Leucoraja erinaceus (little skate)
Lineage: Eukaryota; Metazoa; Chordata; Chondrichthyes; Rajiformes; Rajidae
Product: beta-microseminoprotein-like
Exons: 4
Coding region: 431-736 (101 amino acids)
Source: RefSeq, a predicted model, not a curated record
AACAUUGCAGAGUUGUUAAUUCUACUGUGUGUGGUUGUACACUGUGUCCAUCAGUACAGAAGUUGUCUACAUUAUAACAGUGGUCGCUCUUCACAAGCACUUCAUUGGCUGCUUAAUGCCUCGGAAUGUGUCGAGGAUGAUAUAAAUGCAACUCUUUCUUUACAAGUGGCUGGAGAGGGGUCGACAGACAGCAUCAUCCGCCUCGUAUCUCAGUCAUUUUCCAUGCAAGGUACAAGGAGCUUCCACCGGAUGCAUGUGGUAACCAGGUAGUUCCAGGUUCUGAUCCGGUGGGAUUUCUGCGUGGCUGUAUUGGGCUGACGGAGCAUAACAAGGGCUCCUUGUCAUCCAUACGGACUGGCCCAGAGUCCUCUCCAGCACCAAGAUCCGCACAGCCGGCAACGACCCGACUGAAGACUCCAGAGCAGCCAUUAUGGCUCAGACAGUCCUUGUGUGUGUCACACUGCUGCUGAUGGCAUUCGACUUGUGCUACAGCGACUGCAAGUUUGUGAUGAAGACUGAGAGUGAGUGUUUGGAAAACGGGAUUCCGCACAGCGUUGGCUCGAUGUGGAAGGGAGAUGAUUGCUACUCCUGUUACUGUGGCAAAGUCACUGCUAUCUGCUGUACAGAAUAUGUCCAAACUCCUGACAUCCCAAACAACUGCGAAGCAAUCUUCGACAAGAGACUUUGCAGAUACAGGAUCUACAGCAAAGACAACCCUGACAUUCUGUGUGAAUAGAGAUUUGGAACACAGCAGCGAGAUUCUAUGAAACAGCUUUGAUCCUUAUCCCCCGAGCCAUCUACCAUCGCUUGGACUCGCCCAGUAAUUCAUUCAGUAGACCUUCAGAACAAUUAGCUGUUUAAAUGUCAUUGUUGUAAACUCAUCCAUUAACUGUCAAAAUGUUUAAGUAAUGAAAUAAAUUCUGUUUGACCAG